This is a messenger RNA of Staurois parvus, 339 nucleotides long. NCBI's taxonomy places the organism in Eukaryota, Metazoa, Chordata, Amphibia, Anura, Ranidae. The record is from the annotation of a GenBank genome assembly.
UGGGCACAGGUCGGUGGCACUGCUGGGCACAGGUGGGUGGCACUUCUGGGCACAGUGGGUGACACUGCAGAGUGGCACAGGUGGGUGCGCUGCUGGGCACAGGUAGGUGGCACUUCUGGGCACAGGUGGGUGCACUGCUGGGCACAGGUGGGUGCACUGCUGGGCACAGGUGGGCGGAGCUUGCGGGUGGCACUGCUGGGCACCGAUCAUCAGGGCACUGAUCAUCAGUGCCCUGAUGAUCGGUGCCGAUCCCCACUCUGACAACUGCCGGUUCUCGGCAGUACUUUCCUCACGAUCUGACAGCGUGAGGAAAGUGCAGCCGAGAAUCGGCACUUGCAU